Molecule: messenger RNA, 1788 nt
Organism: Hippocampus comes (tiger tail seahorse)
Lineage: Eukaryota; Metazoa; Chordata; Actinopteri; Syngnathiformes; Syngnathidae
Gene: parlb
Product: presenilin associated, rhomboid-like b
Exons: 10
Coding region: 44-1171 (375 amino acids)
Cellular component (GO): membrane
Molecular function (GO): serine-type endopeptidase activity
Source: RefSeq, a predicted model, not a curated record
CAGUUGUGCGCUCCCCGACCCGGAAGUGAACAGUUGCUCCAACAUGGCGGCAUGGAGGAGCUACGGCGUUUUACUCUUCCGGACCAGUGAGGACGUUCUCCGGAGCGUAAGGGGAGGCAGCAGGUGGACUCACAACUUGCAGCAGCGUUCCAGCUUCCGCAAAGUCGCCAAGAAGCCUGAAAGCAAAAAAGUUGAGGAUGAACUUGGACACUUCGACUCAUCAGAAGUGGCUUCCCACCGGCGGACAUCCAGCCCUCACUGGGAAUCGCCUCCUCCUUCGUCACCUAGCUCGCCGCGAGCAUUUGGCCGGCUGGUGCGCCCGUUGCUUUUCACCGUGGGGUUUACAGGCUGCUCCUUCGGCUCGGCGGCUAUCUGGCAGUACGAGUCGCUCAAGUCUCGCGUGCAGGGCUACUUUGAUGAACUGCGAGCCGAUUGGCUGGAGAGGGUGCGGCCGCAGAAGCGAGGGGACGUCCGCAAGGAGGUCAAUCAAUGGUGGAACAGUUUGAGUGAGGGACAGAGGACAGUCACAGCCAUCCUAGCCGCUAACGUGGUUGUGUUCUGCUGCUGGCGAGUCCCGUGGCUGCAGCGCUCCAUGUUCAAGUACUUCACCGCAGACCCCGUUUCCAAGACAUUGUGUUCUCCGAUGCUGCUGUCCACCUUCAGCCACGUGUCCUUCUUCCAUAUGGCCGCCAACAUGUAUGUCCUGUGGAGCUUCUCCACCAGCGCCGUCUCCAUGCUGGGAAGGGAACAAUUUCUGGCUGUCUAUAUGUCGGCUGGCGUGAUUUCCACCUUCUUCAGCUACGUGUGCAAAAUGGCCACCGGGAGGUUUGGUCCCUCUCUGGGAGCGUCGGGAGCCAUCAUGACCAUCCUUGCUGCCGUUUGCACCAAAAUGCCUGAAGCCAAACUGGCCAUCAUCUUCCUCCCGAUGUUCACUUUCAGUGCGGCCAACGCACUGAAGGCGAUUGUUGCCAUGGAUACGGCAGGUCUGGUGCUGGGAUGGCGCUUUUUCGACCAUGCGGCUCACCUGGGUGGCGCCAUGUUUGGCAUUUGGUACAUCCUCUUUGGACACGAGCUGAUAUGGAAGAACCGCGAGCCUUUUGUUAAGUUUUGGCAUGAGCUACGGACUGGUCGGGGUGGCGGAAACGGGGGCGAGCGAGGAGGCUCCACGUAGGACGUUUGAAUGGACUCGAGUGAAUGACUCGUUCUCCCAACUUGAUCGAUACUUGUUGUAAACUUGAUAAAUAAUUGCUGUACAGAUCAGCCAUUUGGCGUACUUCCCAUGAAGAUCUCCAAGCGUAGUUCUUACUUUAUUAUUGAAGUCUUGAAAAUGAUGUUUCAUCACAUGAUUAGUAAUUGUUGAUCUUUUUAUUCUUUCCCCAAUUGUCUUGACAAAGUGCAAGCCAAGACACUAAGCUGAUUCAAUUUGGGUGGAGAUUGACCUUGACUCAAUCAGGAACAAGGUCAGAAAUGUAACACCACUUCAAGUCACAUGUCAAAUUGAAACCCUGGAUGAGGGCUUUCUAGCAAUGUCAUUAUUUUGAUAAUACACUCUUAAAAAUGACACAGUGGCCCCCAUUUUUAAUUUAAAUGUUACAAUUAUAAGUUGGUAACAUUUGCUACACUGACUUGUUAUACUGACAAGUCAGUACAAAACCAUGUUUGGUGACAUGGUGUGGCACUUUGGCAAGAUUCCCACUUUCACAGUUUAGGUGACGUAAACAGACCUCUUGCUUUAUUUUGUUUUAUGUAUUUCUGCGACACCAAUAAAGGCACCAUCUACAAUCUCCA